CUUUUCUUAUCGCUGGGUUCAAACUCGUGAUGCUCGAUGAGGACCCUGGGGGAAAGUGCAGUGAAUAUCGGAGACGGGGAGGGUGGUGAUAAGGGGGGUUGUGGCACUGUGGCACUGUGGCACUGUGGCACACCCACCGCCAAGCCGUUGCGGUUCCCAUCUUUGCUUCAAGGGUUUUUUGUUAGACCGUCGGAAACCGCUUCGGUAGUGAGGCGGGAAGAACGUGACCAGGGUGUUUUGUAUGUCUCAGUUGGAGGUGCCUUCGUAUGUGGUUUUUGUUAUCUUUGUCUCGUGUUUUGGGGUUUACAUCCGGGUUCUUUUGGGGAUGUGAGGUCUUGGAGUGUUGAAGAUUUGAGACCCUUCUCUGACUUUAUUGGGUGGGGAAGUAUUUGGAAGAAGAGAAAAUUGUGGGUGAGCUUUUUGGUUGUUGUCUCAUUGCUUUGCUGUCGAUCACGUUUUGAUAUUGACGCGGUGAGAAGGGUGAGUGCGGAGUGGGAUAGUUGAUGGGACGUUGCAGAUGGCAGAGAUGCUGGGGACAGAGGUAGUGAACUCACGGGCCGACUGGAAUGUUUUGCGUGUCUCAUGAUUCAUCUUUUGUUGUUGAGGGGAUGCUGUUAGUGAGCUGUCGGUGAUGUGUAGAUGAUACGGCGGAAGGGGAGUUGGGUGUUUCCAUCUUAAUCUCCCCCUCGGCCUCGCCUCCCUAGCAAGCCCUCGUCUCCGUAUGUGCUCGCUGACGAGAAGCCCCUUUGAUGAGUCGGAUGGAGGCGAAAUGAUGUCAAGGAGUUGAGUAUGUGUUGUUGCGUUUCUGUGUUUAUCGUCAGUGUUCCAACGUCUCCACUUUGACAUGUUGUAGUGAGACCAUAGAAAUACAAACGAAUCAGCUUGAACCGACUCAAAUGGAGGUUCGUCCGAC
This is a messenger RNA of Colletotrichum phormii, 913 nucleotides long. RefSeq lists its product as uncharacterized. The annotation marks the transcript as partial. The transcript has a single exon. NCBI's taxonomy places the organism in Eukaryota, Fungi, Ascomycota, Sordariomycetes, Glomerellales, Glomerellaceae. The record is from RefSeq and is a predicted model, not a curated record.